AUGAUGUGCCCCCAUUAUGCCAACACUUCUAGUUUUCUUGGGACACUGAAUGGAACUUGCUUUCGAUGGAACCCAGCUGAACCUCUGGUUACAAUUAAGCUGGGAAAUGAUAAAGUUGAAUUUUUAGUCGAUACGGGAGCAGUAUAUUCUGUUUUGAAUACUUAUAAAGGGAAAUUGGGAAAUAAAACAGCAAACAUAAUUGGAGCGACUGGGAAACAGGAAAAUAGACCAUUCUUUCAACCCCUUGAUUUAAAAUUUGGAAAUAAAGCAAUUACACAUGAAUUUUUGUAUGUGCCAGAAUGUCCGAUACCCUUGUUGGGUCGAGAUUUGUUAUCCAAAUUAAAUGCACAGAUAGCUUUUGAGGGAGGAGAAAUUCUUUUAAAAAUACCAGAAUCAAAGACAGGAGAAAUAUUGAUGAUACAGGAGAAGGUUAAGAUUCAGGAGAUGCCGCAAGAAGUUGAUGAUGCUGUGAUCCCUACAGUUUGGAACACAGAGAUACCUGGAGAAUCUAAAAUGGCACAGCCUGUAAAAGUAGAACUGAAGGAAAAUGUGAAACCAGUGAGAUUAAAGCAGUAUCCAGUUAAACCUGAGGCUAGAUUGGGAAUCAAGAAAUUAAUUGAUAAAUUUUUGGAAUAUGGAAUCUUAGAGGAGUGUGAAUCUGAAUAUAAUACUCCAAUUUUACCAGUGAAAAAACCAUCAGGAGAAUAUAGAUUAGUACAGGAUCUGAGGGCGAUAAAUCAGAUAGUGAAAGAUAUACAUCCUGUAGUGACCAAUCCAUAUACACUUUUAACAGCUCUAGGGGAGAAUCACCAGUGGUUUACAGUGCUUGAUUUAAAGGAUGCUUUCUUUUGUACACCCCUGGAAGAAGGAAGUCAAAAAUUAUUUGCUUUCGAGUGGGAAAAUCCAAAGACAGGACGAAAAACACAAUUGACAUGGACAAGAUUGCCGCAAGGAUUCAAGAACAGUCCAACAAUUUUUGGGAGCCAAUUCGCAAAAGAACUUGAGAUGUGGAAACGAGAUGGUCCCAAACCUGGACAUUUGCUCCUACAGUAUGUAGACGACAUAUUAAUAGCGACAGAAGAGAGACCAGCGUGUAUAAAGGUAACAAUUGAUCUUUUAAACUUUUUGGGGCUAAGCGGAUACAAAGUCUCUAGAACUAAGGCCCAGAUAGCAAAACAGACUGUGAUAUAUCUGGGUUUUGAAAUCUCACAAGGGCAAAGACAGUUGGGAACAGACCGCAAAGAAGCAAUUUGCAGUAUCCCGGAGCCGAGAAAUACUCUCUCACAGAUGUACGCAGGGAUAUUCCUGGAGGUGGAGAGUGAUUGCAAGCAAGCCUGUAGGAGGUGUGACCAGAGAGAUGAACUACUCUGCCUGGUGGCCGAGCUACAGGAGGAGGUGGGUGGACUGAGGAGCAUCCGAAAGCCUGAGAAGGAGACUGAUCAAUGGAGCUGUGCUCUGCCAUUUCUGAUGCAUGCAAGUCAACUCAGCAUGGCCACUAUGGAGGCAGGUCCAGGAUCUGUUUUGUGCCAGGAGGAAGGCAGCGUUACAAGGGAUAGGGAGGAGUGGAAGCAGGUUACUGCAUGGAGCUGUAAGAGGAAUCCCUCCUUACCCUCUCAGCUACCUUUACAGAAUAGGUACAAGGCUCUGGGUAUGGUAGACGAAGCGCAUAAUGAGAUGGAGGAGGAACCUGUGCAAGCACUGGCACCAAGGUCAGAUCAACCAACCCCUCGCAACAAGACCUGCAUUAAGACCAGUGCCAAGAAGAAACAACAACGAGCUAUAGUCAUAGGUGGCUCCCUCCUGAGCAGAACAGAGGUGCCCAUUUGCAGAUGGGACCCUCUUUUCAGGGAAGUUUGCUGCCUCCCUGGGGCCCAAAGCAGGGAUGUCACCGGUCAACUCAUGAGCUUAGUACAGCCUUUCAUGUGA
This is a messenger RNA of Harpia harpyja (harpy eagle), 1926 nucleotides long. RefSeq lists its product as uncharacterized. Bases 1 to 1926 code for a protein of 641 amino acids. The record is from RefSeq and is a predicted model, not a curated record. Gene Ontology annotation, biological process: proteolysis. Gene Ontology annotation, molecular function: aspartic-type endopeptidase activity. The transcript has 3 exons. Lineage: Eukaryota; Metazoa; Chordata; Aves; Accipitriformes; Accipitridae.